ACUAUAUAGGCCCACCCUCGUUCCACGCCGAGCCUUUUACAAAGACGCGCCAUAGGCGAAUCAGCGCCUCAUCAAAGCCCUAGCACAAGAGGCGCCGGAAGUGGCGUCUUCCUUUUGCCUCAGCACUCGCGCCACUCGGUUGCCAAGGUUUCCAGGCGGAGGGGACGGGGCGGUGCGCGAGUCGGCCAGGGCGGCUGCUCUUCCUCCACCCGGCGCUCGAAGGCGCGAGGCCUCAUCGCCUCCCGGUCGCCAUGGCUGCCUCGGCCCGGGCGGGGAUGAGCGAGCUCGAGCGCGACGGUUGCCGAGAGUUGCUGGGCCUGCUGGACACGGACGACCUCCUGGCGCUCACCGACACCGUCACCGCCCGCCUCGUCCAGCCCGACGACCGCCAAGAAGCCAUACAUGCCAUCUUACUAUACAGUCAAAGUGCUGAAGAACUGUUGAAGAGAAAGAAAGUAUUUCGAGAGAUAAUCUUCAAGUACUUGGCAACCAAAGGAGUUAUAGUGCCUCCUUCUUCUGAGAAACAUCAACUCAUUAGUCAUGCAAAACAGUACUGGUGUGAACAGCUAAAAAAUUGUGCCUCAGAUGAAAAAUGUGCUCAGCCUAAUGUAGAGCAACCUGAAGAAGGAGGGAAACAGGGAGGAGACAAACAAGACAAUGACACAGAGUGCUACAGUCUGGCAGAGGAGUUUUGUCAGUGGUUUUUUGGCAUUCUGAACUCUCAGAACCCAUUGAUUGGACAGUCCCAAGACGGAUGGGGACCACAACACUUUUGGGAUGAUGCAAAACUAAAGUUUUGUUAUAACACUUCAGAACAGAACAUAGAAGAGUAUUUCGGUGCAGAAUUGGUGAGCCUUCGCUUAUUGUCCUUGGUGAAAGAAGAAUACCUCUUUCUGAACCCCAAUUUGAAUGCUGGUGGCCUGAGGUGCACAGUUUCACCACAUGGGUUAAUUGUGGUGGCAGUAGCUGGUACAAUUCAUAGAAAUACUUGUUGUUUGGGAAUCUUUGAACAAAUCUUCGGACUCAUCCGCUGUCCGUUCAAGGAAAAUACGUGGAAAAUCAAGUUUGUGAAUCUAAAGAUUUUUGGUCAGAAUGCCAUGGAAUCUGGGACCGAAAUAGAAAGUCCAUGCAUAAAAUAUGUACAGGAAGAACUCCAGGAAUUCUGUGCACCCAAGGAACUUGCCUUGAUUGAACCUAAAAAAUAUGGAGCUCUUUCUUUGGAAAACUGAAGGAAGAAAGUUUGUGGACAUUGAAAAAAUACAGCACAUGAACAUACGUGAGCAUUCAAAAACAUUGUUUGCUUGUGCUUUUUCGGUCAGAUUUUCUGAUUGAGUGACUAAGUAAAAGAAUUGCCCAAAUUAGGGAGUGACAACUGAUUACUAGUAAGCUGAUUCAGUCAAUCAUACUGCUUCCAAAAUGAAAAGUAAAAUGGAAGGAAAAAUGAGAGGGACGUUCAGAUAUUCUUCAUGCAGUCACUUCUUUCCCCCUCUGUGAGAGAUCUUGGGGUUAGGUGGAAAUAAAGAAGCCCAAAUGAGACCGAUCAAAACCUGGAGAUUAUUUUGCCAAGUUGUGGCUUCUAUCCUUGGAGUGGGAGAAAUUUUGAGAUUUGCAGGGAGGAGGGUAUGCACCACACAACAGAAAGUGAUGUAUUUGUGGCAAUCCAUGUAUGGAUGAGCUGAAACUUUCAUCCACCUUAGGGUUUCUAUCUUGAAAAUUGUGGAGUUUCCAUCUUGAAAAUUGUACCUUUUAAUUGUUUAAGAAAAUUAAUUUUAAGAAAAUGCUUCUUUGUAAUAGAGGUGAAAACAACACUUGUUGAUAUUCCCUCUCCUACAUAGUCAUUCAAACUUUAUAGGAACCCUCCCCAGUUUUUACUUUGGUAAUUCUAAGCCAUGCCAGGCAACAUAGCCAGCCGUGAAGUCAAAACAAUAUCUCAGGGUCCAUGAUUUGCUCAGCCCAGUCUUAUACGAAUGUAAGGUUGCCUUUUGCCACAGUUUUGCUGGGGGCAUUUUCUCAGAGAGUGUGUCUUCCACUGUAAAGAAAUGCCAGUGUGACAAAUCACAUAACUAUUACUGCACUACUAUUUCUUGGGAAAUUGUUUAUGUUGGGUUUUUUUACAUGCACUUCUCACUUUUCCUUUUUUUUUAAAAAAAAAUUAAGCUUGAAUUAAAACUAUCAUUGAUCUCAAUACAAUUAUUAUUUAUCUAAUUUAAAAGGUUUCUUUUAAAGGGUUUCUUUUAAAAAAAAGUUCCUGUAAAUAUCUCACAGAUCCAAAAUCUCAGGCUGACAGAAAAGAAAACAUUUAUAAUUUGUAAAUCAUUUUCUGUUAUGUUCCUGAUUUUCUUAGCUAGCCAAAGCUUUUACAAGUUCCAAAACAGGUUCAUUUUACUUCUGCUUUUAAUUAGGUUGAAAUUGUGAAUUUUCCAUGUAUAACUUCUUUAUGCGGCUAUUCACAUACGUUCGCCUUCUUGUCUUUUAGUUAAAGGUGAGGUUAAACUAUUGCAUCAGAUAUUUGGUUUGUUGUUUUAAUCUAGUUCAAAUGCAGUCCUUAAACUAGUUACUUUGUUAGUUUUCUUAAUGAAUGGAGGAAACAGUUUUCAAUUACAUUCUGAUUUAUUCAGUUAACAAUAAAGUGCAAAAACAUCAAUUCUUCUUAUAUUUAUUACUUCUCAAUGAAUGGCAGCAUUUGAGAAUUCUUGUUCUUAAAAUUUUGAACAUUGCUUUUGGAAAUUUACACCAAUGAAAAAGCCCUUUGUCAAAGGAAGAACUACUUUUCAAGCAAAAGUAGUUAUUCUAAAAAACAAACAAAUGUUUAAGACAUAUGUAUAAUUGGAAGACUUAAAGCAAAAUGCUUGCUGAAAAAGAAUAGUCAGUUUAUUUGUAAUUAUGUUUUGCUGUCUUUACCAUGGGGAAAAUAAGCAUAUCAAGGGCUAUAUUUGCCAACUUUUUGUCUAAAUUACAUUGAUUUAUUAAAUAAUGCAUUUAAGUUAUUUAUUUCAUUCUCACAUACAUGUGCAAGGAAAAUUUAUCAUGGCUAGUAAUAUAACAACAACAACUUUAUUUUUGUAUGCCGUCUUUAUCUCCCUGAUUGGACUCGGAGCGGCUCACGUGGGGACGAGCCCAAUCAACAUCAUAACAUCAUAAAAUAGCCAGUUUAAAACACAUACAUUAUUAUAUAAAACAGGAUAACCAACCAGCAGUUUAAAACAACAUAAAAUUAUAAAAGCAUAAAACAAUCUUAAGCAGUUAUUAGUGAGCCCAUGAAAUGUCCAAUCCUAAGCAUGAGUGUGGCGAACUGUCGUAACUCAUUAUAGAUUAGGACUGAUGAACAAAGUGCAUGAAACAGGAUAAAAUAAAUGGGGUGGGCAGAGCAGGAUGGGGAAAUGACCUUGGGAUGGAGAAUACCAGUAAAGUGCCAACCAGAUUUCGAAUGAUCUUGAUCUUGAUAUGAGAUGGUUGAAGCAUGACAUACACAACUGCACUGGCAAGUAAAUUCCAAGCCUUUGUUUCACAUCUAGAAUCACUUAGCAUUUGUGUAGAACUUCAGAGAGCUUCAUGUACUAUACAUAACCUUCCAGUAAAAAUCACAACAUCUUGUGUAAGGUAGGUCAGCAUUAUUUUUGCUAGGGUGAUGGUAGGGACAGGACUAAUGUUUUUAACCCAUACUUUGCCAUAUUAUUAACUAUGACUCUUGCUAAUUUUAUAUGUCUGGUUUUUAAAUGUGUUAUUGGUUUUUAUGUAGAUAUACUGUAUUUUAUAUGUUGUGUGACACCAUUGUGUGCUAUUUGUAAGCUGCCCCGAGUCCCUAUGGGAGAUGGUGGCUGGGUAUAAAUAAAAUUUUGUUGAUUAUUAUUA
Messenger RNA from Anolis carolinensis (green anole), 3852 nucleotides. It is a transcript of the gene c3h3orf38, whose product is annotated as chromosome 3 C3orf38 homolog. The coding region runs from base 252 to 1229 and encodes 325 amino acids. Lineage: Eukaryota; Metazoa; Chordata; Lepidosauria; Squamata; Anolidae. The record is from RefSeq and is a predicted model, not a curated record. The transcript has 3 exons.